GGUCGGCUGCGAUGGGCACUUGGAGAAACAUCAACACCAUCUCUGGCUUCGAGGGUAGACUUUUCCUGGGAACUCUUGAUGCAGCCAUCUCACCCCGAACCCUGUCGGACCGGCGCAUCACCCAUAUAGUGUCCCUUGGCACUGAUCCAAUCCCAGCCGAUAACCCUGCGUCUGGUUUUCACCAUCUGCGCAUUCCUGUGGAAGAUGUCAAUCAUGCCGAUCUUUUGAUACAUUUGCCUGAGGCGUGCCAAUUUAUCCACGAGGCGCUGAAUAGCAACGGCAUUGUACUGGUUCACUGCGUGCAAGGGCUUUCUCGCAGUGCUGCUGUUGUUGCCGCAUACUUGAUGUACGCGAAAAGAAUAAAAGCAGUUGAUGCCAUUGAGGAAGUGCGAAGGAGUCGCGAGCAAAUAUGGAUAAAUCCGGGGUUUCAUGAACAACUAGUUCUUUUCGAGCUCUGCCGAUAUGCACCAUCAGAUAAGGAGGGUAUUUACGUGAGCUGGCGUCGGCGGAUCGAGCGCGGGCUCAAAGAGCAAGGUUCAGAUUAAGAUUAGCUUUCCAUCAGGACUACAUCCUUGGUCGAUGAACUGUUCCCUUAGUCCUCUCAGCCAACCACGAUUAUUUCCCAUCCCCCGCUUCCGCCAUGUAACGAGUAGUCUAGA
Laetiporus sulphureus 93-53 is the source of this 659-nucleotide messenger RNA. Its product is annotated as phosphatases II. The transcript is spliced from 5 exons. Gene Ontology annotation, cellular component: cytoplasm. Gene Ontology annotation, molecular function: JUN kinase phosphatase activity. Gene Ontology annotation, biological process: regulation of MAP kinase activity; protein dephosphorylation. The coding region runs from base 12 to 545 and encodes 177 amino acids. Lineage: Eukaryota; Fungi; Basidiomycota; Agaricomycetes; Polyporales; Laetiporaceae. The record is from RefSeq and is a predicted model, not a curated record.